Closterium sp. NIES-65 is the source of this 437-nucleotide messenger RNA. NCBI's taxonomy places the organism in Eukaryota, Viridiplantae, Streptophyta, Zygnematophyceae, Desmidiales, Closteriaceae. The record is from the annotation of a GenBank genome assembly.
GUAUCAGAGCUCUACCAGAUAUGUCGCUUGAUCUUCUGCACCACCGCCACUCACCUGCCCACCAUCCACUCCCCACCUCCAAGCUGCAUGGAUCCCUUACCUUCCUGCUGACAGCAUGGUGGAUUCCACCUGUGCCUUCUACUCCCCCUCCCCUCCCACAGGUACCAGAGCUCUACCAGAUGUCGCUCGACUUCUUCCGCACCACGGCCAGCAACCUGCCCACCAUCCACGCACUCGCAGCUGCAGCCGCGCCUGGAGGCACGGCGGGAGCGAGUGAGGCAGUGGAGGGGGAGGUGCAGCAGCUGGAGCGUGUGUGUGCCAGCAACGCCACGGCGCUCUUUGUGGCUCACAGGGCGGGGGCAGGGUCGGUGCUCAAGGCAUCUUUUGAGUUCGCUGCACAUCCUUUCUUCCCUGUAGUCACUCUCAAGCGUGCUUAG